AUGCCAAUCCAAACAGUUACCGUCACCCCGAUCACCGACCCAUCCGACUUCACCGCAUUCUUCACCAUCUCCGCCUCCGCAUUCGGGUCCCAAGCACGCGAUGGAGUCUGGAUGGCCAUGAAUCCCGGCUGGAACACGGCCGAAGGGAAACAGAAGGGAGUCGAACGGUUAAUCCAGCGGUGGUCGUCAACCACGCGCAACCGAACCGGGGACCCGAAUACGGUCUUCCUGAAAGCGACCAUGUCCAGCCCCAGCGCCAACAGCGAAGUCAUCGUCGGCGUUGCGAUCUUGGCGCAGGCGUCUAUGCUCGAUGGGCACGGGGAUGUUCCCCUUGACAUCGACGCCGCGGCGGUUUACCCGGGUGAUCCUACGGAACAGAGGUACCUCCUGCAGCUCGACCGCUCGCUGCAUAGACGGCGGGUUGCGGUGGUCGAGGAGAUCGCAUGCAGUCCCAGUCCUGCGGUGAUGGUGCUGGAUCUGUGUGUCGUUGACCCAGCGUUUCAGAGGAAAGGGGUCGCGACGAAACUGGUGCAGUGGGGUCUUGACGAGGCGAGGAGACGCGGUGGGCUGGAGGCUGUGCUGGAGGCGUCGAGCAUGGGGCGGCAUGUGUAUGGACAGCUUGGGUUUGUGCAGGAUGGGGGGGAGUGCGAGUAUGUUGUUGAUGAACAGUUCAAGGGGAGGGAGCAGCCGUCGAAUAUCUUUAUGCGGACGGGACGGCCGGAGUGA
Molecule: messenger RNA, 726 nt
Organism: Aspergillus mulundensis
Lineage: Eukaryota; Fungi; Ascomycota; Eurotiomycetes; Eurotiales; Aspergillaceae
Product: GNAT family N-acetyltransferase
Exons: 1
Coding region: 1-726 (241 amino acids)
Molecular function (GO): acyltransferase activity, transferring groups other than amino-acyl groups
Source: RefSeq, a predicted model, not a curated record